Molecule: messenger RNA, 444 nt
Organism: Naumovozyma castellii
Lineage: Eukaryota; Fungi; Ascomycota; Saccharomycetes; Saccharomycetales; Saccharomycetaceae
Gene: DAD2
Product: Dad2p
Exons: 1
Coding region: 1-444 (147 amino acids)
Source: RefSeq, a predicted model, not a curated record
AUGAGCAAUCAGACGGACCCCCAAAUUUACAGUAAACGUCAAGAGCUGGAGGCAUUGAAGAAGAUAACGGCGUUGACGGACACAAUGAAGUUGCAAUUGGGUGAGUUGAGCGAACAAGUGCAAAUGAUGGAAAACAACGUGGAUUCAGUCGCACGUGUUACGGCAAUUUGGGAUUCAGUGAUGAAAUCUAUUUCACAGGCUAGUCUUGGUCUCUUGCAAUAUGCUGAGAGUGAUUACGAAGUCGGAGUUUGGGAUGAGUCUUCCCAAGGGAAGAAUAGGCGUUUGGAUAACGAUGAGGAUUCUCAAUUGGAAAAUGAGAAUGAGAAAGUCUUACCAUUACCUGAAACACUGGUGAGAAUAACUGCUGGUGAGGAAGCCGACAAUACUCCAGACAUUAACCAAGAUGUUGCAGAAGAAAUCAGAGAACCAUCGAUCGAGCUAUGA